UGAUUGUGGAAAAUGCAAUUAAAAAUAAUAUGAGAUGAGUUAUCACACAUUGACAAUCUCUACAAUAAUCUAUACAUCUCCCUACACCUUUCCGCUUGUCUUUUGACGGCCAUCUUCCUCAACCCAAAUGAAAGCAGUAAAAAGACCUGGAUAUGAGACGAUAGCUGCAUACGCUAAAUUACAUUUUAAGCAAGAACACUACGCCUAUUAUCUACAAUGCUUGUCUGUCAAUAUAGGAAGAAGAUCUACAACUUCAGAUAUACCAAUUGAUGUUGAUUUGGGUUCAUCAAAGUCAAUUAGCAGACUCCAUGCUUCUAUAAGUUACGAUUUUGAACGUGAGCUUUUUAAUCUCAACGUUGAUUCGAUAAAUGGUCUCUGGGUUGAAGGAUUGUGGUACGGCAAAGGUGCACGUAUUGAAUUAGGUCGAAAGACUAAAAUACAAAUAGCAACUAAAGUAUUCUGGUUUGUUAUGCCGUCUGAGAAGGAUAUUAUACCUGCUUCAACUAAGAACCCAACGUCAACUAAGAAGGCACAGAAAACUGCUACAUCAACGAAACCUAGCGUUAACAACGGUAUACCUGUAUACCCUCAAGUUACUGAGCAUACGAUCAAUAAUCAUAGAAGGCCGAAUGUUGCAUAUACAACCCUUAUCGCUGCAGAGUUGCAAAAUGCAGGAGUUAAACUUACAGUUAAUGAAAUUUGCAUACUAUUAAUGCAAAAAUACGAUUGGUUUGCCAUAAAUAAGGAUUCUGGCUGGCAGACCGCAAUCUUGCUCAAUCUUACAAGUGGGAAUCAAUUUCAUAAAAUGGAGAACCAUUCUAAUCAAUUCCAUACAAAGUGGACACUUACAUCGAUAUUUGAGACAUCAUUAGCGAAUAAGCAAUUAUCACCACGUUCAAUUCAACUCAGUUUGGCUGCCAAUAAAACGCAAUCUAGUAAUAAUAAGAACGAUAUCGCGAAAGCAGCUAAAGCUAUGGCGACGCAAUCAACAGCUUCAAUUAGCUCUCUUAGUCCUGAUAUGAAUGUCAAUAUGAAGGUGCAGAAUUUGAAGCAACCACAAAUGCCAAUAACUAUGAAUAAUCAGGGUACUUUACUACUCCAUCCUGAUAUAUUUGGUAGUGUCAGUAAAGAACAAUUACAAGGAUUGAGUGUUGUUCCAUUCACUAAUGUUUUGACAUUCUUGCACAACACUAUAUCAUCAAAAGCAUUUGAGAGACUGAGCAAUGGUAAGGGUUUAGGUAGUGGUUUUGCUGCUAUACAACAACAACAAUCGAAAUCAUCUACUUCAGCGGCUAGAAUACAAGCUCAGCAAAAAGCAGAAGCAGAGAAAAAGAAGUUAGAAGAGCAACAGCAACAACAGAAUAACCUGAAUAACCUUUUCAAUAUGCUUGCUAAUAGCAAUAAUAACGGACAACACUCAAAUACCAAUAUAGAUAAUUCAGAGGAUGCGGAUUCAUUAGCGUUGAUUGCUAUGUUACAACAACAAAGUAAUACAGGCAAACGAGCUAAUACUAAUGAUGAUUAUCCAAGCCCUAACAAGAAGGCAAAACAAUAGAAGAAUUAUUUAUAAUAUACACGAAUUGCAUAACUUAUCCUCUUGUCA
Messenger RNA from Wallemia mellicola CBS 633.66, 1603 nucleotides. RefSeq lists its product as hypothetical. The record is from RefSeq and is a predicted model, not a curated record. NCBI's taxonomy places the organism in Eukaryota, Fungi, Basidiomycota, Wallemiomycetes, Wallemiales, Wallemiaceae. Gene Ontology annotation, biological process: regulation of ribosomal protein gene transcription by RNA polymerase II. Gene Ontology annotation, cellular component: nucleus. Bases 128 to 1555 code for a protein of 475 amino acids. Gene Ontology annotation, molecular function: protein binding; sequence-specific DNA binding; DNA-binding transcription factor activity. The transcript has 2 exons.